Messenger RNA from Phyllotreta striolata, 2536 nucleotides. NCBI's taxonomy places the organism in Eukaryota, Metazoa, Arthropoda, Insecta, Coleoptera, Chrysomelidae. The record is from the annotation of a GenBank genome assembly.
UGACAUUCCAAAGAUUUUUACUUUCUAUAAUUAUUAUUAGUUGGUUAGCCAUUUACGUUUCGCUCUGUUUUGCAACCAGAUAUCCCAAAUUUUGAAUUCGACAGACAUUUGUUUGCCAAUUCAAUCGAACACGUCUAAAAUUAGAUAUCCGUUUAUUCAGCCACUAUGAGCGAGGAUUAUCUGUAUUUUUCGAAUGAAAAACUCCAAAAUUUCAUUCAAUCGGCCAAAAACCAAGACGAAGGUGUAUUAGAAUAUUUGAAGAACGUAAAAUACGCCCCGAUUUCGGACUUCCCUUCAGGUUUAGAAUGGUUUAAUGUAACUGAACCGCUUUCAUUUACGAAACAUCUCAAAGGGAAAGUGGUAGUAUUAGAUUUCUUCACGUAUUGUUGUAUUAAUUGUCUUCACGUCCUUCCCGAUUUGAAAGAAAUAGAAGAUACGUUUUCCGUAGAAGAGGGCUUAGUUGUGGUAGGAGUCCACAGCGCUAAAUUCGAGAAUGAGAAAAUAUCAUCAAACGUACUGGCUGCUGUUCAACGUAACAACAUAUCCCACCCCGUAGUGAACGAUUCCGGCUCGGAAAUGUGGAAAAACUGCGACGUCCAUUGCUGGCCUACUCUGUUGCUCCUGGGCCCCAACAGCAACCCCAUCGUCAUGCUAACUGGAGAGGGCCACAAAAAUGAUCUAAUUUUGUACAUUCGUAACGCAAUCAAAUUCUACAAGGAGCAAGGCUUGAUCUCCGAUCAUAAACUACCGAUUAGGAGCGCGUACCAUCUACUGCCCGACAUGAAAGGCCCUCUGCUGUUCCCCGGGAAAAUUGCCAACGUUUUGGAUGUUAAUAACAACUGCGAGAUCUUGGCGGUGUCCGAUACGGGGAAUAACAGGAUUUUGAUUGUAAAAAGCGAUGGGGGAAUUUUACAGCAAAUCGGGGGUAAACGAGUCGGUUUUAAAGAUGGUAGUAUCGAAGACGCCGAAUUUAAUAAUCCCCAAGGAUUGGUAUUCCAAAAUAGAGAUAUUCUGUAUGUAGCCGAUACUGAAAAUCACGCUAUAAGGAAGGUCGAUUUGAAGAAUAAAACCGUCGUUACUGUAGCAGGUACAGGGAAACAAGGAGAAGAUCAUGUGGGUGGUAAAAUUGGAACCAAUCAAGCAAUAUCAUCACCAUGGGAUAUUUGCAUCUUUCGUACGCCCGAUAUGGAUCUUACAUUCCACCCCGAUGGAAAUCCGCCCAUAAGAGACAUUCUUAUCAUAGCUAUGGCUGGUACACAUCAAAUUUGGGCGCUGUUUUUGGAAGACACCGUAUGGUGGAAAUGCAAAAAGCAUCCAGCUGGUACUUGUAUAAAUAUAGCAGGCUCCGGUCGAGAAGAAAACCGAAAUAACUUGUACCCCCAUGCAGCAGCGUUCGCUCAACCAUCGGGUUUAGCGCUUUGCCAGAAGAACAAGGAAAUAUUUAUAGCUGAUAGCGAGAGUUCCAGCGUAAGGAAGCUUUCUUUAGUCGAUGGAAAGGUCACUCCGGUGGUCGGAGGAGAUAGAAACCCGCAGAACUUAUUUGCUUUCGGUGACAAGGACGGUUGUCUCUACGAUGCAAAACUGCAACAUCUGCUCGGUCUGGCACCCGCCGGUGAUGAAAAAACGCUUUUUGUGGCCGAUACUUACAAUCACAAGCUGAAAAAAAUCAAUUUAUCUGAGAACUCGAUCGUUUCCUUAACGUUACCGGCAGGGGACUGCCCCGAUGGCGCUUCGACGGGUUUCAGGGAACCGUCCGGUAUAUGCGUUAGCGUGGAUAACAAGAAGCUCUAUGUGACAGACACCAAUAAUCACCAAAUCAAAGUAGUUCAUUUAAACAGCAAGCAAAGCAUUGUGAAGAUCGAGAAGCUCGAUCUGAAAAUGUCGAACGAGGACAACAACGUGGACGAAUCGAAGUACGAUGUACUGAUGCAGAAGCCUGUAAACAUCAACGAGAACGGUGGAAAAGUUAUCCUGACGAUUAAGCUGGCUUUUGAGAACGGUUUGGGGCUAACAGAAGGCGCUCCUCAACAUUGGAUGGUGAAUUUGAGGGAUGUCACUUGGUCCGCUGUUCCGAAAAGCGGAUCGGAUCUCAAUAAAAUCGAAACUGUGAUUAGCAUUUCCAAGAGCAGCGCCUCGGAAGCAAACAACUUGGAUUUCCUGCUUAAUUUAGUUACCUGUACUGCUGAUAGUUGUUUGCCGAGAAAUCUUAUCGUUAGGAUACCCGUAAAGUUUAAGAAGAAUGGUGAUAUAAAGAUUAGUGAGAAAAUUGACUUAAUAUUAAGGCCUGAAGGGGUGCAAAGAAUUUAAAAGGGCGUUUAGAUUCCAGUAAGAUUUGAUUAAUCGGAAUCUUAUUUUUGUAUUUGAUAAAUAUUUGCAAUUUCAAGAAAUUAUAUUUUAACGUUACCAGUGAAAUAAUGCAAUUUGUAAAAAAAUACUUCUAAUUACGGGAAUUUUUGUACUAAGGUGAAUUAUUUUGUUUAAUGUAAGGGUUAAAAUUUCUAUUUGCCGAUUCUAACAUUGUUUUUCUGAAUUGACU